CCUCCCCCAAUCAUUGUGGAACCGUAAUCACCCAAUGCCACCACCUCGUCGCCCCAAACCCAAGAUUUCGCUGUGGAGGCGCUUUCGGAUAUGGCUCCGUUAUGCGAGGUCCCCGCUUGAAUUACGCGCUAGUUUGCAGCGGCUGAGGCAGAACCACAAACAUCCCUUGAUAACACUCCUACGCAUGUUCAUUCCGUUUCCAUCAUGGUACUUCAAGAUUCCAGAGCAAUCCCCAUCUGGCGCGUGCGCGACACCCCGCUACGGUCCAUCUACCGCCUCUACGCCCUCUUCCUGGCCGGUCAAUACGAUUUGAUGGGAUAUGAGACGGAGUACUUCUUCAAGCGCCCCGACUGGAAGCUACGCAACAUCCCAGAUCCCCAAGAUCCCGACCCGCUUCGUUAUGCCGUGGUCGCUUGCAUUGUCGAAGAGUUACACCGGGCAGUGAAUUGGCGGCUUAGUCUGGGCCUGCGAAGGAAUGGUGAAGGCAUCUACCGCGACCGGGAGGACGACAUAUGA
Aspergillus japonicus CBS 114.51 is the source of this 516-nucleotide messenger RNA. RefSeq lists its product as uncharacterized. Bases 205 to 516 code for a protein of 103 amino acids. NCBI's taxonomy places the organism in Eukaryota, Fungi, Ascomycota, Eurotiomycetes, Eurotiales, Aspergillaceae. The transcript has 2 exons. The record is from RefSeq and is a predicted model, not a curated record.